This is a messenger RNA of Glycine soja, 1402 nucleotides long. RefSeq names its product protein DMR6-LIKE OXYGENASE 1-like. The record is from RefSeq and is a predicted model, not a curated record. NCBI's taxonomy places the organism in Eukaryota, Viridiplantae, Streptophyta, Magnoliopsida, Fabales, Fabaceae. The transcript is spliced from 3 exons. Bases 62 to 1114 code for a protein of 350 amino acids. Gene Ontology annotation, molecular function: dioxygenase activity.
AAAAUCUCCUCUCUUUGGUAAAUGGUAAUUGAACUUCUCAAUCUCAAGUUUCUCUGGCAAGAUGAAGACCUUUCAGUUAGCAAAUGAGUCUUCUUCUCUACUUUCCUUAUCUCCUAAAUUUAUCCUCCCAGAAGAUGAAAGACCACAACUUUCAGAGGUUACUUCUCUGGACUCAAUUCCCAUAAUUGAUUUGAGUGAUCACAGUUAUGAUGGUAAUAAUCAUUCAUCCUCAUUGGUGGUUCAGAAGAUUUCACAAGCUUGUGAGGAAUAUGGAUUCUUUCAGAUAGUGAACCAUGGUAUUCCUGAACAAGUUUGCAACAAAAUGAUGACAGCAAUUACUGACCUCUUUAAUCUGCCUCCAGAGCAAACAGGACAGCUCUACACAACAGAUCAUACCAAGAACACAAAACUUUACAACUAUUACCUUAAUGUGGAGGGUGGAGAGAAGGUGAAAAUGUGGAGUGAAUGUUUCAGUCAUUAUUGGUACCCUAUUGAGGAUAUCAUUCAUCUUCUGCCACAAGAAAUAGGGACUCAAUAUGGGGAGGCUUUCAGUGAAUAUGCAAGGGAGAUUGGUUCAUUGGUGAGAAGGCUUCUAGGUUUGUUAUCAAUAGGGCUUGGAAUAGAAGAGGAUUUCUUACUGAAAAUAUUUGGGGAUCAGCCUAGACUAAGAGCACAAGCAAAUUUCUAUCCACCAUGUCCAGAUCCAGAGUUGACCUUAGGUCUUCCUGUGCAUACUGAUUUCAAUGCUCUCACAAUUGUUUUGCAGUCACAAGUUUCUGGUCUCCAAGUGAUCAAAGAUGGGAAAUGGAUUGCAGUACCUGUUAUUCCCAAUGCAUUUGUUAUCAACCUGGGAGAUCAAAUUCAGGUUCUUAGCAACGGAAGAUUCAAAAGUGUACAUCACAGGGCUGUUACCAACAAAUUGAGUCCACGGGUGUCGAUGGCAAUGUUUUAUGGCCCAAACGUGGACACUACAAUUGGCCCAAUCCAGGACUUGAUAGAUGAAGAACACCCUCCCAGAUACCGAAAUUAUCGCUUCUCUGAGUUUCUUGAAGAAUUCUUCAAACAAGAAGGCACGAGGAGGAUGGUUAAAGAAGUCUUUGAGUUGCCAUGUUAGAGAUUAAAUAAUUCUCUACACCCAUUUAUGGUAAAAAAAAAAGAAAAAAGAGGAAGGGUCUUAUUGUAAUAAUGCAAGAAAAAGUGAGUUGUGAAAAUACCAGCUCUUGUGCCUACAAGGCUACAUCAAUAAUAUUUUUUUAUGAGGGUUACAUCGAUAAUAUAAAUUGGGUUAUGAGAGGGAUCGAUGAAAUAAUGGACAUAACUAAAUAAGAGUUACUGUUGUUGUGAACCGGUUGUUGUCAAAUAAAUUUGAGUUCCUUUAGUGAUAUAUUCACAAUUUCACAUU